GACGUAAAUUGUCCUAUACGCGGAGGUUCCAGGAACGAAUUGAUCAUUUCAAACUAAUCAAGCUGAUGUUAUAUUGUUGAUAUCUUGUGCGUUAUUAUGGCUUUCUAAGAUCGCAUUACAACAAGUGUGCAUUUGCACUUGUGCGCCAAUACAGCAACCGCAAAAAUGAUGUCUCUUUCUUGCGCUGCACCUUCCGCUGCCGGUUACAGCAGGAAUUGUGCCUUUAAUCCUUUCUCAAGUGUGAAGCUAAAUAAUCCUGGUCGAAAUGUCUCUCCUGACGGCUUUAAACUUGGACCUGGAGAUGUCUAUGUUGCCAGUUAGCACUCUGCACUGGCGGGCAGAUCUUAAGAUUCCUGCUCAUCGAAAUCACUAUGAACAAGUACCCGUGCCCAUGGAAGACAUUGUAAACGCUAGUUGUGAUGGAUCAGAGUGUCUGGCAGGUGAUGGAUUCGCGGAUUGGAUGACUGAAAGAGUGGAUUUCUCAUGCUUUCUUCCAGGCUGUAUGGAUCUAUUGGUGCCAGCCCCUCCAGCGCCAGACUUGGAGGUGAUGGCUACGCUUCUGAAGAAAGAGCUAGAGCAAAUGGAAGACUACUUCCUGGAGGAGACACACUCCCCAGGUCUUCCUGUACCUCCAGAUCAAGUGGCUCCUUGCACACCACCUUCUCAUGAAGGGCACUUCAUUUUCCCCACACCUGAUCAGCAGCUAGGUGGAAAGGAAGUAGAGUUCCAGGCCUAUGUAACAGAUACCCCAUCAUCUCCAGCUGUUGCACUAGAGACACUGGACUCUGGUUGCCUUGACCUACUAAAUCUAUAUACUAAUGUUUCUAGUGAUUUCCCUUGUGAAAACUUGCAGGAUCUUGCUGUUCUAAAUUAUACCACUGACCCGCCAGCACAAUACAAACACCUGAAUAGGUCUUCACCGUAUGACCGUCCCAUUACUUUGACGAGCAGUAAAAGUACCACCAUUAAUCAAAAGGGUGAUCGUAAACAGAAGAAGAGAGACCAAAAUAAGACAGCAGCUUUGCGAUACCGUCAACGGAAACGUGCAGAGUACGAUGCACUUGAUGAAGAGUGCCAGAGUCUAGAAGUCAGAAACAGGGAGCUGAAAGAGAAGUCUGAUUCAAUUGAAAGAGAAAUCCAGUAUGUUAAGGACCUCCUCAUUGAGGUCUAUAAGGCCAGGAGUCAAAGAAUUCGUAAUAACUAGAUUUUGGAAAUUAAGAUUCUAUCCAUAUUAUUUCAAUGGUGGAACUGAGACUGGGAUUUUGGUGGAACAUACUUUUAGGGUCCUUUCCCCACAGUUUAUCCUUUUGUGUAGUAGGGGCCAGUCACUGGUUUAACGUCAGGGUUAAGAGAAGUUUGAGUAGGACAUUUUUUAACACGCGCAUGAGCUACCAUAAGAAGUCAUAAUUGUUUUCUUAGUCUUUAGAUCUCUCUCCCUUUUUGUUGACAACUGGCUGGGAGAAAUAUGCUCUGUCAAAUUAAUAGUACAUUAAUUUUUGAAACUUGUCUCUUGAUUUGGGAAUGCUGCAGCAAGUAUACACAAAUAUAUUAGCUUACGUAUGCUGCUAACUGUAGGGGAGUCUAAAAAUUAAAGGUGAUUUUACAAGAUGCAAUUUAGUGAUAAUACGUUGCAACAUUCUCCCAUCCUUCACCACUAAAUAAUUCGUAAGAAAUUGCAAACCUGUGGUAAAAUUUGUCUGGAAUAUCAUACAAAUUGUUUCUUAUGAUUAAAUUAAUGAAGAUUGUGUGUGUUUGCACUAGAAUCACUUUUCUUAAAUAAGCCAAUUUCAAAAGUUGUUUUAUUGCCAUAGUUGCAAAUUAAAUCAUCCAAGGAACAUUUGACUUGUAGUCAUAAGGCCACUUAGUGGUCACUUUUUAAAUGGCUCCUGAUAACGUUUAAAGGGGGGGUGUAGAUUUCAACACGUGCAUUAAAUAUAGGAAUAAAGUUCAUACCUACCUAUAUGUUGAUAUGGAAUGCAAGUUUUAAACUGGUUUUAUGGGGCAGUGAAAUGAGUAUGCAACACCCAGAAAUCUAAUUGUAUGUGUUGUUUGCUUUAGAUAUUAAAUUUUGAACAUAUAUUAAACCUAACGCAGUAGCUGUGUUUUCCAGUUAAGCAUUUUGUUCCUUGUACUAUUAGCUUGCACUAUUUUGGGUGCACUUAUUAGCACUUAUUUUGGGUGAAUGUCUGUGGAAUUGCGAAAUAUUCUAAGAAUAUCACAUUUGGGUGUUUUAUUUAUAUAUAUAAAAGAAUUGUGUGUACACAUUUCUAAUUGCUUUAGAAUUAGGUGUUGGCAAAGCUUGCAUUCCCUGUGUUCAAGCUUGUAGCUCUUCGAGUGUUCCUGCACACAUACAAAAAAAAAAUGCAUCAGGCCAUGAAGAAUCCAAUUAAUGUAAUACUCUGAGUUAGCCAGGCUUUCAUAAGAACUAAUAAUUUUGUGUUUGUAACCCUUGCACCACUGGAUAUUUGGGCCAUGUAGUGCUCUACAAAGUCUUUUGAUCCACAAUAUCCAAAAUAGAGUUUGCAUAAUAAUAAGGAAAAUUUGCCUGGCAUGUUUUGUGGAAAGGGGUUAAAGCUAUGUGUAAAUCACUCAUGCAUCUCCUACCUUCAUUGUCCAUUACUAAUAAACCUGAUAGAAAUA
Molecule: messenger RNA, 2640 nt
Organism: Spea bombifrons (plains spadefoot toad)
Lineage: Eukaryota; Metazoa; Chordata; Amphibia; Anura; Pelobatidae
Gene: ATF5
Product: activating transcription factor 5
Exons: 3
Coding region: 266-1204 (312 amino acids)
Biological process (GO): regulation of transcription by RNA polymerase II
Cellular component (GO): nucleus
Molecular function (GO): DNA-binding transcription activator activity, RNA polymerase II-specific; RNA polymerase II transcription regulatory region sequence-specific DNA binding
Source: RefSeq, a predicted model, not a curated record